Messenger RNA from Porites evermanni, 21534 nucleotides. The record is from the annotation of a GenBank genome assembly. NCBI's taxonomy places the organism in Eukaryota, Metazoa, Cnidaria, Anthozoa, Scleractinia, Poritidae.
AUGGCGCAGCAUCAAGAACGUAAAAGAAAAGAAAGUCCUUCUUGUCAGACAGGAAAAGAUCAUGCCCCUCCUCCUCUUAGUAUCGAAGUACCUAAAAUGAAAAAUCUUUCAAAAAAGUCAAAACCUUGGAGUGAUGUUCAGCUUCCAGUCGACAUUCUUCUGUUGACAGUGGAGGAUUGCGAGUUCUUGGCGUGCUAUGCAUACUUAAAUAAUCCCAUUAAAAGCUACCACAAUAACCUUGGAUAUGUGUACUUUGGUACCAUGGGUGAAAGUGGAGAGGAUGCACUGAAAGUUGCUCUGAUGAGAUGUUGUAAAGGUUCUUCAGGUCCAGGUGAUUCUUUAGUCACUGUCAAGAAUGCAGUUGUUCAGUUGAGACCCAAGGCUGUUUUUACUGUUGGCUACUGCAGGGGAUUGAACCCCCAAGACACCAAGCUUGGUGAUGUAGCGGUAUCCUCUAAGCUUACAACUGAAGAAUUCUCAACCCCAGUGAGAAAGAAUAUUGGCAACCUUAUCUUGUUUUCAACUGAAGGAUGGGAUCCACCAACAACAGCUGAAGAAGAAGUAAAAGUACAUUCUGACAGUGAAAUAUUCAGUGGCAUAAAUGACCCAGUCAAUGCCAAAAAACGCCGUAUGAAUGCAGCUGAAAAGGAAGGGGAAGGUAACAUUGUCUGUUAUCUCAUUAAAUAUUAUUAAUUAUUAAUCUAUCCAUGCACAACUGUUUGUUUAACAUAUUUUCCACCACGUACUACAGGUCUUCAUUAGUUGUUAGUGUCAAAGACCUGCAAUAUUCAGUCAAAACAUCAUGACCAAGAUCUAAGUGACAGUGGUUAGACAAUAGGCCACUUGCACUAAGAGGUCACGUGACCAAUGCUUCCUUUAAACAAUGAGUUGGAAUCUUGCUGAUGCCAAAAAUUGUUAGAGCACACAAAAAUUAUCUUACACCCGAAAUUUGAGAGGAAACGCAUUUAAGGGAGAUAUUUUGUGGCACUUUGAUUCUUCAGCAAAGUAGUAUGAUUUGUAUCGGCCGCCAUGUUGGAGGGCAUGCUCUUGCAUGCCUUGUAGAAAUUAAGUAUACUUUAAGUAUACUUCAAGUAUACUUUAUAUGUACUUCUCAGAAAAAAAGUACAUUUGAAGUAUACCUCGUUUGUACUUCCAGAAAAAAAGUAUAAAUGAAGUAUAUUUGGCAAAUGUACUUCAUUUAUACUUCAAAUACUUAAGUAUACUUUAAGUAUACUUCUUCAAACUUCAGUGCUUGUGAAAAAUAGUUUCGCAAAGAAAAGUGUACUUUAAGUAUACUUUGAAACUGAAAGACACAUUCUGAUCUGAGGAUGCUUGGUUUGUCCGGAUCUUGAAAUCACUACAAGACAAAAGUAUACUUAAAGUAUGCUUUAAGUAUAAUUUAACUUCAAAAUACUAUUCAGAUCAAAUCAGUUUUCUUCUAUUAAGGACACAGUUGAGAUCAUGUAAAGAUUUCUUCACAGUGGUGAAGUAUAUAACAGGUUUCUAGAUACACAGGGCACACAUUAGCUGUUCAGUCGACUUCCUUCGUAAGAAGAUCAUCGGCCGAUCUGGGCGAAAUGGCAAAGUCGCACAGUUUCAUUCUGGUCAUUUCUUUAACGUCUUUCGUGGAAUUUUUGCAUUUGGCAGUAAAAGAUACUGGAUGUAAUUAAGGACCGCGUCAUUUUACCUCCUUUUUUACGAGGACCUUAAGAAAUAGAACGAGAACUCGAAGCAAAACCAUCGCUCCUCGUCGGACAUCUUUACGUUUAAGGAAAGAAAUGUAUAUAUGAAGGUGUUGAAUUACCGCUGACUUCCAGUACCGUCGGAACAUAUACGGGAUCUUGUGGAUUUCCUAAUACGGUCAUGUAUGAAUCAUUUACAGCAUACCUAACUUCCAUAUAUGGUUUUGGCGGGCGAUACAGAUUCGAAGGAACAUUCGUUGAUCUUUGCCGAGAGUGUCUUCAAGAUAUUUAUACGCUCGGAAUAUUGCAUUGCCUUUAAUUUAUCUUCACAAUUCGAGUACAAUAUGAGUGGAACUUGAAAAGAAAACAAAAGAAGUACACCAUGACUGAAUUUUGACGAUACAAGUAAGUUUUGGGGUGAAAAAUGUAUCGGUUCCCGUCGUUUCAAUAUAUAUCGAUUUUUCUUUGCAAGUCAUUUGCAAAUGACACACGAGUUAAGCCUUAAGGUUUACAAAGUGAAAGCUUGUUUACUUCGCCUAAAGUGCAGUGUAAAUUCAAAAUACAAAACCCAAGUCUUGUUUUCGUUAGAUCGCAUUUCGUUCCAGUUUUUGUACGUAAUAGGUAGACAUAUUUCUUUAAUAAGGUAAUGGCACAAUUUACUUUGUAGCCAAAGAGUACAGAAGAAUAUUGUGUGAUGGUUCUAAGCAGUAAUUAUUAAGUACAAGUGAGCUAAAGAAAGUUCAGAAAGAAACCUGUUAAUAUACAUGCACCUUCCUUGAAAUGAUCUCAUUGUCAAUGAAAAUUUUACUAAAAUCAAGAAGAAUAAUAUAUUAUGGUAAUCAAAUGCAGUGAGUUCCUUUGAUAGGAAUAGAAAAUGUAUAUUUUUAUGUUGUGGAAACCUAUUCCAACAAGAUUUGCUAUAUAUUUUUUUUGUAAUUUCUUAGUACAUUUGUAUUGCUUUAAGUUAAGGACAGUUUUUUUUGUUAUAUCAAUAAAUGAUUUUACAAUAUAAUUGAUCCAAGUCUGAUGUGUCUCAGUGAUUGAUGAACAUAUUGCAUAGAGUAUACUUUAAGUAUAUUUUAAGUAUACUUGAAGUAUACUUCCCAUUAAGUAUACUUCAAGUAUACUUUCAGUUAAGUAUACUUUAAGUAUACUUUUUAGGUGUCGAAAAGUUGUGUACUUAAAGUAUACUUCUGGUAAGUAUACUUAAAGUAUACUUUAAGUACAAAUGAAGUAUACUUUUUAAAGUGUUUAUCACCUAUAUAAAGUAUACUUUAAAUGUACUGAAUUUCUACAAGGGAAUUGCCCUCCAACAUGGCGGCCAAAACUACUUUUUGCUUAUAUCUUGUUCAACGUUUCAUAGUUAUGCUCAAAUGUGCUGUAAACGUUAUCACAUCAUCUUUUCAACAUUUUCCUUGAAGUUUAAGUGCAAAAUUUGUGUUCAGAGAGAGGUAAUUCAUAAUUUUAAAAAUCACAUUUUGGUCACGUGACCAUUUACGAACUUAUUCAUUUUAAGAAAAUGGUGCGGGUUUGAAAAACCAAAUCACCAUUAUUUUGCUUAAGAUAUGACCCACUAAUCGUUCUCGGAAGGCAAAAUCAUAUAACUUUCAUUUUCAUAAAAACGGUGUCACAUGCCUCUUAGUGCAAAUGGCCUAUUAAAUAAAACCCUUUAUUUGAACACAUUAACCACGAUGUACAAUAUCUUUCAUGACAUGGACAAUAAUAUUUUGUAGCCUAUUUGUUCUAUUGGUGUCUGGAAAACGCUAGCUCACAUUAUGUGUUCUGUUUUUUUCUUUAUUUAUUUUAUUUAUACAUGUAGGACUGUUUGCUGCAGCCCAGGAUAUGAAUAUUGAAUGGGUGAUUGUUAAAGGGAUAUCUCAUUUUUCCAAUGAUAGCAACACUCCUAAUGAGUCCUGGAAGUCAUUUGCUUGCAUCAUGGCAGCUUCUCUUGUGUCCAACCUGUUGAGUGAUCCAGUUGUUUUUAAAAAAUGGCCUCACUAUGAAGGUAUGUAACCUCCUUUUUCUGUUUGAUUAUUAAUAGUGAUUAAUUUUCUGUUCAGAUAUAUUUACCGGUAUGUAUUUUUAGAAAAAAGGCUGCAGUUUUAGUGAAAAGAUUAUAAAGUACAUGGACUUAACCACAAACUUCUGGCCCCAGUUGUUCAAAAGGUGGAUAGCGCUUUCCACUAGAUAAAUCACUAUCCUGAGUGGAUAAAUAUUAGGGGAGCCAAUUGCACUAUCCAGUGGAUAGAGUCAUUUAUCCGGUGGAUAGCACUAUCCACCUUUUGAACAACUGGAGCCUGCUGACCUAAUGUGCUUUAAUUGUAUUUAUUGCCAGUCCCCCCUAAUUUCCUGUGUGCGUUAACAGUACCGCCCAACAGUAUGCUCAACAUUUAAUUUUUCCUGAGAAUAGUCUUUGAAAUUCCCUGACCCCAGUGCCUGAAAAGUGCUAGAAAAUAAAAAAAAAGAUGCACCAUGUUAUUGACUGACAAGAAAAUAACAAAAAUGGUUAUAUGGCCAAGUCUGCUUUUAGAGAACACAGCAGUUCAACUCUUUAAUGUUCUCUUAUUUAUUUUGCAGACUUGUCAGCAAACAAGGCGUCCUCCGCUUUACCAGGUAUGACCCUUUUGAGUAAAGUUACUAGGAAUUCUAACAAACUGAAGUAUUUAUUUGUUAAUACUGUUGUCAAUAUACAACCACUUCUUUUCAUAUUUGCACAGUCUGUAUAGCAGUAACAAGUCUCUUAUCCUAAUUUUGUAGAGAAGUAAUGGUCAGUAUACUUCAAAUCUCACACCUCUCUUCUGGCCCUUAUGUUUUUAAUAACUGAAGUGUGUUCUAGCUUUGAUAAUUACCUUAAACACAAUUUAACCUCCUCCUCAUGUCUCUAAUCUAACCUUCUUCCCCACUCAAAGGAGUAUAUUACUCUAAAGUGUAGAUCCAGAAAAUGAUUCUCCCCCAUGGAAAGGAUUUGGUCUUGGAAGAACCCACACCCGCCCCUCCUCUCCUUUGCAAAUUCCAAUUAGGAUUCAUACAUGUACCUUUCUUUUUGUUUUAUGGUCCUCGCUGAUACUCCGUCCUUCCCCAGGAUUUUCCAAUCCCUUCCAUGAGGGUAUUAAAGAUAUUUUCUUGAGCUACACAUUUGCAGACCACACCACUAACAAGGAACAUUGCAACAUUGAAGUCCUUGCAUUGUCUUUUCACCCAAAUUUUGCACUUUUCUUAAUAGUUUGGUUGUACUAACAUCCAUUUCACCAGAUAGCUAAGUUUUGCUUGACCUUCAAAAUACCAAAACAUCAUUAAUAUAUUAUUUGUACCCUCAUGUCUAAGUAUAAGUGGUGAAAAGGCUGCUCUUUAGGGUGGAGUCUCCCACAAUCCAGAGAAAGAUCCCCUCCCUCAGACUCUAGGGUAGUAAUUUCUAUGUGAUGCUUGCUAAUGCUGCACAGUGCCUGUAAACAAAAAUUGAAAAAUUCUACUGCAAACUGACAAAGGUCUUUCAGGCUUUCAUUAUAUUAUUCAUUGCUGAGAGAAAGCUACUCAAGGAUCAUAAAAAUUAAUCAUCUCUUGACAUCUCUGUAAAUUCCCAGUCUUCAACACAACUGUCUUAUGCAUAGUAGUUCUUAACUGUGGGUCUUGUAAAUUUCUUAGGUUAUUUUGUUGUUAAUAAGAAUAACGUGUGCAUAGAUAAUCAGUAGUGUUUUAAAUCUUUCCCAGCAUUUGUAAACGUUUGUCCACUCUUCAAAGAGUAGUUAUUUAGUGAAACUGUGGACUCUCAUUUUUUCUUAUCUCAAUUUUUUUCCAUAUUUGUUAUGUGCCCCUGUCCUAGAGUUUUGUGUAACACGUUGUUUGAUACUUAAAAUUUUUUAAUUUGUAAGGCAAAAUCCUUGUUUUCAGAUUCUGAAUGCCUCGAAGAGUGCCAGAAGCAGUUGCGGUCUCUUUAUCAAACCAAAACCAGAGUCAAAAUCGUUCCUUGGAACCAAAUAAACGCCGUUCACAUUGAUGAGAUCUACACAGACUUGUCUUGGGUUAUGGAUCACAGGACACCCAAGGGAGUGACAAAAGAAGAACUUAACCACUACACUGAGAUUUUUGUCCACAGAGAGCCUCAUCCUGCACCAAAGCGAAUUUUGGUGUAUGGACAGCCAGGUAAUUAGUAGGUAAACCGUCUGGAGAGUAAAAGUGUAUUAUAGCACCAUCAAAGCAAACAAACUUGUGGCUCUUACAAGACUGUAUAACACAAAAAUAGAACAAGAACAAGAACACAUUAUUACCAUUAGUGUCAGAGAAAAUUGAUGCACUAAAAGUUAAGGUUGAGGAGGUUCAGAGACGUGCCACCAGAUGGAUUUUAAGCUUGAAGCCAGGCCAGAUGCCUGAUGGGGAGAAACUGCUUCCCUUGAAUAUGCUGCCUCUUGCUUCCAAUAGAGCAAUGGAGGAUCUCGUUUUCUUUUACACAGCCUUUUACGGCUACAAUGAUAGAGACGUUACUAAUGAUAUUACAUAACUUUUAACAAUCAUCCACGUACACUCUGUGGCCAGUCUGCAGGCUGUUAUCAUACUGUCCCGCCUGCAAGAGCUGCACUUUACAAGCUUCAUAUUAAUAUUAAUCAUCAGCGUAUGGGGCGGGGGGGCUGGGGGGGCUGCACCUCCCCCCCCGUCGGAAAAAAAAUAGUAUUAUUCGGGCAAAACUGACGUACCGUUCGGGCAAAGACACAGUAAAAAAUAUUUUAUUAUUUAAUAUCUUGAUUUAUUUGUUUUCAUCCCGCAUCUCGCCUAAUCUUCUAACUGAUCUCUGUACUACUUCACGGGAUGGCUGUUAUUACUCGGAGUUAGAACAUUAGGGCCAUUUAUACGAGGAAAAAUAAAACGCGUCUUACAUAAGACGCGCCUUAAAUAAGACGCGAACUGUACAAUUUAUACGAGCAUGUCUUAUCUAAGACGAGAACAGCUCGUAUAAAUGGUUCGCGUCUUAUUUCUGUUGUUGACUAGUUUUCAUGUGAAUGUUGCCCUUAGCAACGGCAAUCCAACGUGGCGCGCCAAAAAUUAACGCAUGCGUACUAUGCGUUCGCGUCUUAUGUACGCAAAGGUCAUUUAUAGGAAGUUUUCCUCGUCUUAGCUAAGACGCGUCUUAUCUAAGAACAGGUGUUAAGGGCUGUUCUAAAAUAAGACGCGUCUUAGCUAAGUCGCGUCUUAUUUUAGACGAAAUGUGCCGUUUAUACGGAAAGUUCGCGUCUUAUUUAAGACUCUAUGUAAGACGCGUCUUAUUUUUCCUCGUUAGUUCUGCCGAGGGACUGGGAGUGAUAAUCGAGACCGCGCUGGGACUGGAACUGCGUAUGAGUUGGCGGCCAUGUUGAUUUAUGUCAGUUCUCGAGUGCAUGUGCGUGUAAUCUGUAGUUCAUGUAUGACCCCAUGAAAUGUCCUGAGGCACCAGUGCCAUGUCGGGCCUCUAGGCACAGAAGUAAGUGUAGUGGCUGUAGUAAGUGUAGUAGCUGUACUAGCUGUAGUAAGUGUAGUAGGUGUAGUAGGUGUAGUAGCUGUAGUAGGUGUACAACCUCGUCCACAGGGCUUUUCCCUUAAAAAAUGGGUGGGGCGGGAAAAGGCCCUAGCAUCGGCUGGUCACGUGUACAUCCUAAAUAUUCCUGAGAAGCCAAUUUAUAUGCAACCCGCUGGUUUUGCGCUGACAGAAGUCGAACGGAGCAACAAUGGAAAAUAAUAACAUCGCGAACUGUAUGUCAAUAUUUUCGCGUCUGUGCGAUUCAAAAGCUUAAGAUCCAUUUAAUUGCGUAUUAUUCAAAUGCUACAAGUUUAUGAAAGGGCGUACCGGCUCUACGUUGUCACGUACAAAAUAUUUCAAAUGCUUCAGAGUUGAGACAAGCUGUUAUCGAGUAGUACUUCGACUGAAAUUCAUCGCGACUGUGGAAUUACUAUACGAUCAUCAAGCGGAAAGUGAUUUUGUCCAAUGUCAAACAAAAAUGCGGGCCUUUGCCUCUAGGAUCUGCAGUGAAUUUAAACAAAUUGAACGUAAUUGAAAUAGAAUUGUUCAUCAAAAUGCUUUAUGGAAUCUGGUCUUCUAACCCGACCAUUAAACAAACAAAUCUCCGCGCCGGAUGCAAGUCAGCCCUCCAGUCAGGAACGAUGACAGGUCGCCGAUCUGAAACAUUUGAAGAUCUCUUAUAUAUUUUCUCUUCCGAGGAUAAGUACAAAGGAUUUUCCUUAUAUUAAAGGGAAGAUUGACCGAUCGAUUGGAAUCAACUACAGCUAUGUCAAUUUUAAAUGGACCCAAGUCUUUCUUUGUUACCAGUCGUUUGAUACCCUGGGUGCCAGAGACUAUUCAUGCGCGGUUUCCGGUUUCGGUCAAGUCUCGCAGAGGUCAAUGAAUUUUUUAAAAAUACAGUCAUACAAGAUAAGUCUAAACCAACGCGUAUCGCUAUGAUGAUGGCUGAGAGUUAAGGUGAAUGGAACUAGGUUGUGUAUGGCGGUCUACUUCGCAAGAAAUAAAAUAAAAUAUCAAAAGAAGUCGCGAAAACGAAAUUUUCCGGUACAAACUUUAUGCAUGUACGAUAGCUUGUUUGUCAUUUAUAUCGCUCUAUAAAGGAAGUUUUACAAAUGUUACCGCUCGCCGUCCCCUUCAUAGAAAUCGGAGGAAAGCAAAAAAUUACCAUAGCCAGUAUCUGUGACAAAAAGGAAACCUUGUAAAACUUUAAGAGAUAUAAAAGGCCGCCCAAGAUCGCUCGCUGUGAGGUUACGCAUAAUUUUAACGUUUCACAUAGCGCUAAUUUAUUACACCCAGGUUUUUAGGGUGUACGAGGGGACACGUGACCAGCCGAUGCCAGGGCCUUUUCCCGCCCCACCCAUUUUUUAAGGGAAAAGCCCUGGGGACGAGGUUGGUAGGUGUAGUAUCUGUAGAAGCCUAGUAGCUGUAGUAAGUGUAGUAACUGUAGUAGCUGUAGUAAGUGUAGUAGCCGUUGUGUUAGUCCUCCGCUUCAAAACGAGCAAACUCAACCAAACAGUCUUUAAUCAGGGAAAACUCAAAUCAACUUCAAUCAACUUACAAGAACGUCCCCGAAACGUUUUCUGAGUAUGCGAUAUUAUGUCAGCGGUAUUGACUACUACUUCAUAAUAUCACAUACUCAGAAAACGUUUCGGGGACGUUCUUGUAAGUUGAUUGAAGUUGAUUUGAGUUUUCCCUGAUUAAAGACUGUUUGGUUGAGUUUGCUCGUUUUGAAGCUGAGGACUAACACAUGGUGUCAGAAGUUAAUGGAUGAAGCUGUUUGCCGACCGCAUUUGUGAAAUAUUUGUCUUGUGAAAACCUUGGUUCGUUGCUGUUCGCAUAAAUCGAAACCGCGUGGUGUGAAAUGGCGGCCGGGCGUCUGUUAAACCCGCCAGAUCAUCUGCAGCUUUCAAGUGGAAAUGUAUCUCAGAAUCGGAAAAGGUUUAAACAAAAGUGGAGUAACUAUGAGCUAGCUAUCAGAACAGCCAGAAAGGAAGACCCCAUUCGCGUAGCAACUUUUCUCACUGUGAUCGGCGACGAAGCGCUAGAUGUUUACAAUGCAUUCACGUGGGACAGUGACGAAGACAAAGUCAAAAUGGAUAAAGUUCUAGAGCAUUUUGAGCAGUAUUGUGAGCCUCGCAAGAAUACAAUUUACGAAAGGUAUUUAUUCUUUUCGCGUGGACAGGAAAGUGGGGAGCCCAUUGAUAAAUAUUCCACAGUUCUACGAAACAUGACAGACUCUAGUGAAUUUCAAGAUUUGAAAGAUUCAUUGGUACGUGACCACAUCGUGUUUGGAAUCGCUGAUGACAACGUGAGAGAGCGGUUGCUGCGAGUCCCAGAUUUGACGCUGAAUAAAGCUCUAAAAAUUGCACGAGCUGCCGAAGCAACCCAAAGCCAGCUGAAACAAAUGCAAAACUUGCACGAGGUUAAUGCAGUGGGGAAGAAGAAAGAAAAAUUCUUCCGAAAGAAACAAGAAGAGAAGAAGAAAUCAGCAAACGGAAGUACUCAGCAGAUCGACUGCAAGUUUUGUGGCAGGAAACAUGUACCAGACAGAUCAAAGUGCCCUGCAUAUGGCCAACAGUGCAACAAGUGUGGAAAAAGCAACCAUUUUGCUGCGAAGUGUACAGGAAGAAGGCAGUCCAGUCGUAAUUUACAUGCCAAUCAGAAUUUGAAUUAUGUGCAAGAAGAUUCAGAUGGGAGUCAAUUUGAAGAGUAUACUAUUGAUGUAAUAACUUAUCAAGUCAGUGCUGUUGAAGAAAAGAAACACCCAAAACAGUUGUUUACAUCAGUCAAAGUAAACAAUGCUAAAGAUGUUACAUUUCAGUUGGACUGUGGAGCAACUUGUAAUUUGCUAUCACUAAAAGAAUUCUCAAGCAUUAUGGGGGAUCCCAAAGAUCUAUAUUUGAAGAAAACAUCUGCAAUACUCAAGAUGUACAAUGGAACCACUGACUCCACUUGGAAAGUGCACUCUCAAAUGUGCCAAAGGUGAGAUGAGUAGAGAUGCAGAUUUUUUUAUAACUGAUGAGGAUGUCAGGCCUCUAUUGGGUGCUGAGACAUGUCAGGAACUAAAGUUAAUCAAGGUUAUGACAAGUGACAUUUCAGAGUCGGGAACUUUGAACGCAGUAAAUGACAAGGUUCAAACAGCCCACAUUGUUCUAACCAGAGAUCAAAUUUUGAAAGAGUACAGUGAUGUUUUUGAGGGAUUAGGAUGCAUGGAUGGACCAUACCAUAUGGAACUUGAUGAAACUGUAAAACCUGUUGUCCACCCCCCUAGAAAAGUACCUGUAUCACUGAGAGACCGUCUAAAGGAAGAACUGGACAAGUUAGUCAGAGAGAAAGUUAUCACCCCCGUUACAGAACCUACAAGUUGGGUGUCUAGUUUGGUUCUAGUCAACAAGCCAGAGAAGUUAAGAAUUUGUAUUGACCCACAAGAUUUAAACAGAGCCCUGCUGAGAGCCCAUUAUCCUCUCCCCACCAUUGAAGACGUGGCCACUAGGCUAUGCAAGGCUAAAGUCUUCUCAGUCUUGGAUGCAAAGAAUGGAUUCUGGCAAGUUCAGCUAGACAAACCGUCGUCACUCUUGACCACAUUCAAUACACCUUUUGGCCGUUAUCGUUGGCUUCGCUUACCGUUUGGAAUCAAAACAGCCCCAGAAGAGUACCAGCGGAGAAUCCAUGAAAGCCUACAAGGUCUUAAAGGUAUAGAAGACAUUGUAGAUGACAUACUCUGUGUUGGCGAGGGUGACACCUAUGAAAGUGCGGUUAAGGAUCAUGACAGAAACCUAAUUGCACUCCUAAAGAGAUGUCGUGACAAGAAUAUCAAGUUGAAUCCAAAGAAGUUACAGUUGAGAAAGCAAGAAGUGCCCUACAUCGGUCAUGUACUGACCCCUGAUGGCCUCAAGCCGGAUCCAAGUAAAGUCAAGGCAAUUGUAGCAAUGCCUACCCCUUCAGACAAGAAGGCCCUGCAAAGGCUGCUUGGAAUGAUUACGUAUCUUGCGAAAUUUCUGCCUAACCUGUCUGAUGUGACGCAACCAUUGAGACGUCUAUUAGACAAAGAUGUGCAAUGGCACUGGAACGAUACACACGAGAACUCAUGGAAGCAAGUGAAACAGUUGAUCACAAGAGAACCAGUGUUGAAGUAUUUCGACCCCAGUAAAGAAGUAACUCUGCAGUGCGAUGCAUCGGAAUCUGGACUUGGUGCUGUCAUACUGCAAGAGGGUCAGCCUAUAGCAUUCUCGUCAAGAGCACUCACGAGUACUGAAAGAAAUUAUGCUCAAAUAGAGAAAGAGCUGCUCAGCAUAGUUCACGGGUGCAUACGCUUUGACCAGUACGUUUAUGGUAUACCAGUUACAGUACAGACAGAUCACAAGCCGCUAGAGAGCAUUUUCAAGAAAUCUCUGCUUUCAGCCCCCAAAAGGCUCCAAAGAAUGUUAUUACAGCUCCAGAGGUAUAGCUUGAAUAUAGUGUACAAGCCUGGAAAGGAACUAUUCAUUGCUGAUACACUCAGUCGAGCAUUCCUUCCCAAUAAGCCGAGUACAGAAGAGUUGAAGUCGGAGGUUUUAUUAGUCAAACAGGAAGAGUAUCUAAUCAAAUCCAUUGAAGAGAUCAACAUGGUCGAGUUUCUGCCCAUCACAAGUGAACGCCUUGUUGAUCUCAGAAGAAAAACUGAACUUGACGAAGGUCUUCAGCAGUUGAAACAUAUUAUCAAGAUUGGUUGGCCAGAAACAAAAGAAGAAGUCCCAUCAGAAAUCAGGAGAUAUUUUGACUUCAAAGAAGAGCUCAGCAUCCAAGAUGGUAUCCUCUUCAAAGGAAAUCGAGUAAUUGUACCUGUAGCGCUAAGGCCCCACAUGAUAACGCAAGUACACUCAAGCCACCUUGGUAUUGAAAGCUGUUUAAAUAAAGCAAGAGAUGUCCUGUUUUGGCCUGGCAUGACCGCCGAGAUCAAGGACUGUGUUUCUAAAUGUGAAACAUGUAACACUUAUCAGACAAACCAGCAGAAAGAACCACUCAUACCUCAUGAUCCACCUAAACGCCCUUGGUCUCAUGUGGCAACAGACCUUUUCAGUUUUGACAACAAAGAAUGGUUCAUCAUCGUUGACCACUGGUCAGAUUACUUUGAACUGAACCAAUUAUCCAGUACCAACUCAAGUUCUGUUAUCAAGUCUCUCAAGAAUCAGUUCGCACGCCAUGGCAUACCUGAUACUCUGUAUUCUGACAACGGACCACAGUUUGCUUCCAGAGAAUUCAAAGAAUUUGCAUCCGCCUGGCAUUUUGACCACCAAACGUCCUCACCACACUAUCCACAAUCAAAUGGCAAGAUUGAAAAUGCUGUAAAGACAGCUAAGAAGUUACUAACCAAAGCAAAGGCAAGUGGACAAGAUCCAUACUUGGCCAUUUUGGACUGGCGCAACACACCUUCACCCAGUAUUGGAUCAUCACCAGUACAAAGAUUGUUUGGACGACGCACAAAGACACUGUUACCUACAGCAGGAACUUUGUUACAACCAAAGAUCAUGGAGGGAACUGAAGACAAGCUCAAAGAAAGAAAGACGAAACAAGCACUGUUUUACAACAAAGGAACAAAAGAGCUUCCUGAGCUUCAACCCGGAGACACAGUGCGCAUGAAACCGCUGCCAUCAGACAAAGAAAAGCUGUGGAGAAAGGGAUCGGUUGUCAAACAAGUAGCACCUCGCUCCUACGAGGUAGAUCUCCAAGGAACUAUGUUCAGGAGAAAUAGAAGACACUUGGUAAAGACCAAGGAACCAUCGCCACAGUUGGAUUUGGAAUCCCAAGAAAACCUGCCAGCUAGUAGUACCCCUUUGCCUGUGGAAGGACCACCUGUGAUGCAAACAAGAUCUGGUAGAAUCAUUCAUAGACCUGGACGACUACGAGAUUUUGUUUAAGGAACGUUGUUUAGGACUUUGAACUGUCAUCAUCUGACUGAUUGUUUGAUUGCCUUAUUGUAAAUAAGUUUUCUUUUCAUGAGAAGGGAGAUGUGAUAUUAUGAAGCAGUAGUCAAUACCGAUGACAUAAUAUCGCAUACUCAGAAAACGUUUCGGGUACGUUCUUGUAAAUUGAUUGAAGUUGAUUUGAGUUUUCGCUGAUUAAAGACUGGUUGAGUUUGCUCGUUUUGAAGCUAAGGACUAACACAGCUGUAGCAAGUAUAGUAGCUGUAGUAGCUUAGUAAGUGUAGUAAGUGUAGUAGCUGUAGUAGCUUAGUAAGUGUAGUAAGUGUAGUAGCUGUAGUAAAUGUAGUAACUGUAGUAGCUGUAGUAAGUGUAAUAACAGUAGUAAGUGUAGUAGCUGUUGUAAAUGUAGUAGCUGUUGUAAAUGUAGUAGCUGUAGUAAGUGUAGUAGCUGUAGUAGCUGUAGUAAGUGUAGUAUGUGUAGUAGGUGUAGUAAGUGUAAUAGCUGUAGUAAGUGUAGUAAGUGUAGUAGCUGUAGUAAGUGUAGUAUGUGUACUACACAUACAGCUACUUCACCUACUACACUUAAUAAGGUUACUACACUUACUACAGCUUCUACAGCUACUACACCUACUACAGUUACUACAGUUACUACAGAUACUACACUUACUACAUUUACUACAGCUACUACAGCUACUACACUUACUAUACUUACUACAGCUACUACAGCUACUAAAUACGAAAUGAAAUGAUCAAAGCAAGCCUCGAACCACUAAUGCCUGUCUAUGUCAAACUUUUUAACCUCAUUUUACAAUCCGGAAAAAUGCCAGAUGUUUGGUGUCAAGGCCUCAUAACCCCAGUUUACAAAUCUGGUGACAAGAGUGAUCCAACAAAUUACAGAGGCAUAUGUGUUUCUAGUUACCUUUGUCGAGAUAUUUUUAGUUGCAUUGUGUGACAAGUGAUUUGCGUUAUGUGAUUUCCUUUUUGUGGUUUCAAUGUAUACGAAAGAAUCAAUUAAUCUGUAACCUGUCCAUCAUCGUUGACUAGGAAUUUAGGGUGUGUCGCGCGUCAGUGUAACUAACCAACAAAAAUAUUAUUCACUUCUAUCAAUAAUUCGGGACGAGAUCAGUGUACAUUGUACUAAAGUGAAAAUAAACCGUGAAGUUUGCGAAAACUGCCUGGUGUUUUGUGGGCAUUCGCAACAACCUUGGAAAACUGUUCUGUUCUAUUUUAAAUCGAAUACUUCACUUGUAUUUUGAGGAAAAUAAGAUAUUACAUAAUUCCCAAAUUGGCUUUUUGCCUGAAAACCGCACUGCAGACCAUGUUUUCACUCUAAGGACCCUAAUAGAUAAAUAUGUGCAUUAUCACAAGGAAAAAGUCUGCGCUUGUUUCGUAGAUUUCCGCAAAGCGUUUGACUCUGUUUGGCACGAAGGAUUGUUUUAUAAGCUGCUAAAAACGAAUAUAGGAGGAAACUUGUACAACGUCAUGAAAAGCCUUUAUUGCAACUCGACAUGUUCCAUCAAAAUCGGUGAAAACAAAACACAGCCUUUUUCAUAUUCCAGAGGUGUACGUCAAGGCAGUAUUUUAAGCCCUCUUUUAUUUAACCUCUAUUUAAACAAUCUACCACAUUUAUUCAAAAACACCUUAUCUGACCCAUUUGUUCUUCCAAAUGGGAAAAAAAUAAAUUCACUUUUGUACGCAGAUGAUUUAGUUAUUCUAUCAAGAUCGAAAACUGGAUUACAGAACUGUUUAAAUGCGCUUUCCUUGUAUUGUGACAAAUGGAAGCUAAAAAUUAAUCCGAAGAAAACAAAAAUUAUGAUAUUCCAGAAACGCCCAAAAAAAUCUAUUGACAUCAAAUUCAACAUAGGCAGUGAGUCAAUUGAAAUUGUCCAAGAAUACACUUAUUUAGGUACACGUUUAACUCCAACGCGAAACUUUACACUUGCACUCGAACACUUAAAAGAAAAGGCCCUUCACGCGUUUCUAGUAUUCGGAAGCGGACAAUUCUUAACAAACUUAAUCCUAAUACUGCAUCCCAAAUUUUUGAUACCAUGGUAUUCCCAAUCUUGAGUUACAACAGCGAGGUAUGGGGAAUGUACACCAAGCAAGAUUCUAAAAAAUGGGAUAGCUCCCCAAUAGAAAAAAUCCACCUCAAAUUCUGUAAACGUUACUUAGAGGUUAACAAUAAGGCCUCUAACAUAGCUUGCAGAGCUGAACUUGAUAGAUUGCCGCUGCUUAUCCCGAUAAAUCAGAAAAUUAUGAAAUAUUUUGUUUACCUCAACAACAAAGAUAAUGACUCUAUAGUCAAACAGUCUUUCCUUAUGUCAAAGAAUCUACAUUCUAUGAAUAAUUCCGGAUAUUUUUCCAAUUUCAUAAACAUGCUUGAACAAUACAAUCUAACCAGUUUAGAUGCUGAAUCUCUAGAUAAUGAUAAAAUUAGACGAUAUAUACCACAGAAAUGAGAGAGAAAUAUCUAUCUUUUUGGCGGCACAGCCUCGAAAAUUCAAAAAAACUAGAAUUUUAUAAAACUUUUAAAGAUGAAUAUUCUACAUCUGAUUAUCUCUACCAGUUAAGACAUUAUGACGAACGACAGAAUUUUGUUAAAUUUAAAAUAAGUAAUCACAAACUUAUGAUUGAACAUGGUCGAUACCAAAUCGAUCAUUUGCCAAGAGAAAAUAGAUUAUGUCCCUUAUGUAACUCAAAUCAGGUAGAAGAUGAGAUUCAUUUCCUCUUUCAAUGUAACAAAUACUCAGUACAGAGACAGGCAUUUAUUAAUCAAAUCAGUCGAAUAAUAUCUGACUUUGACAAGAAAUCAUCUCCAGAAAGCAUAAAACUGAUAAUGAAUUCGAAGGAACAUCACGUAAAUAAGUUAGUUAUGAAGUUUAUUUCCUCCUGUAUGAAAAUACAUGAUUCAUUGUUAGUAAUGUAACUGAAUUUUUCUAGAUUAUUAUUAGUGCUGUUUGUUUUAUAUUUUGAUUGUCAUAUGCAUGCUUUUGCAAUACUGUAAAAUGAUGCGGUCAUGCAAAUAAAGCAAUUUAUUACUAUUACUAUUACUACACUUAUUAAAGCUACUACAGCUACUGCACUUACCAGAGAUACUACAGCUACUACAGUUACUACAGUUACUACACUUACUACAGAUACUACAGCCACUACACUUAAGGGUGUGUUCCUUUCGGCGAAUCCAAAAACGGAUUUUUGAUCCUAGAUUUGCCAGAUUUCGCGGUCGAAAGGAACGUGAAAUCCGAAAUUGGAUUUGUAACCUUGGUAACCUUUCGCCAACGCGUGCAAUAUGCACGACAGCCUCUCAAAAGAUGAUGUGCUUUCUACUCUUUGACAAAUUAUGCGAUUAUACCGUGCGAAUUUAGUGGUCGGCAGUUCGAAUAGCGACGAUGGAACAUAUAAAACAGACAAAGAAAGAAGCGCAUUAAAAUUGAAAAUUAUCUAAAGAAUGUAAGCCAGUUUGAUCCAGUUCCAUUGCUCGGAUUUUUUUAUGUAACACGAUCGAGUGCCUGUCGCGUCUACAAGCGAGUUUGUAGUUAGAUAGCAGUCCAUUUGUUACUUUUACUUAUUUCUGAUUUCAAGCAAUCUUUAGAGACAAAUGGUUAGUAUAUGGAUAUUUUAAUGUAUAAGGAACAAUUUUCCAGUGUUUUCAGAUGUUUUGCGGCAAACAUGUGACAGCAACGAGGAAACUCUACGGCCUCUAUGGGAAUACUUCAACUGGAAAUACCGCUGGAUCAUCUGACUAAUUUCGGAUCCACUGUGAAUGGAACAGCGUAGAUCACUAAUCCGUUAAUCUGGAUUUGGAUUCUUCGGAUUUCCAAUCCAAUGAAUCCUUUUUCAAAAAGGAUUCACCAGAUCAAAAAUCCGGAUUUGGAUUUGCCGAAAGAAACGCGAAAUCCGUUCUUAGAUCUAAAAUCCGUUUUUGGAUUCACCGAAAGGAACACACCCUUACUUCUGUGCCUAGAGGCCCGACAUGGCACUGGUGCCUCAGGACAUUUCAUGGGGUCAUACAUGAACUACUGACCUGUAAUGUGGUGGAUUGAAGUAUGUCUUUGUCGAAGUCUCGUAAAGAUCCACAAUGGGACAAGACCGACUUAGCAGUAUCGCCGUUAUUAACAUUGAAAGAAAGUAUGCAAACAAGACAAUAAAGAAUGACAUGCAAAGGAUUAUUGAUAUAUUUGGGUGUCGAAGUAAUCGUUCUUCAUACUUCUUUUAGAGCUCAAAUGGGUACGUUUUAUCUCUCACUUCAUGGUUUUGUAUUUUAGAAAUGCUCAUCUCGAUUUACCGAAAAUAUUUGCACUAUUUUGAACGCCCGUGCUCUCACGGCAUGGCGAAGAAAACUUGACGUCACGAAAGAAUCAUCUUGUGCAUCUGUGACCAACAAGUUUCAUUCGGGCAAAUAUUAAUAUUGUCUGUAUUGUAAAACUGUGGAACAACAUAUGCAAUGAAGCUUUGUUUUACCUCUCUUAGCUGUUUUAAAUCAUUUUUGAUGAAUCUGUAUAGGUCUCUUUUAAUGAAUUGAUGAUGGCCUGCUCAUGGUCUAUCUCUCGUGUCCAUGUCUGUAACUGAAUACAUAUAUAUUUUUCGUUUUUUAAAUUACUAUUAGAUUUCUCUACAGUCUGAGUCAGAUGACAAUUUUCUGCAAGAAGAUUUUUCUUUUACUACAACUAGAUUUUAUUUUAUUUUUUUGUAUAGUAUUUCAAAUUCUUAUAUUUCCCUAUGGUGGGCACCUCACAUGGGUUUAAGUGUCCCAUUCGUGUCCUUACCUUUUGGGUUUUAAUUCUUUCUUUCCUUCUUCCUUUUUUUAUCAUGUUUGUAUAUUUCAUUCUGUCUUGAUCUUACCCAUUAAAGCUUUAAAUAAAUAAAUUUAAAUAAAGAUCAGCUCGUUAUUUACUAGCUUUUAAUGUCUCCACUAAGUAGUUAUUGAGUGUUUUACCAACAUCUUAAGUGAGUUAGAAAAGGAACCGAAAGUUUGGACUAACAUUGCUCUAAUACAGUAACUCAAAAGUGGAGAGUUUUCAGUUUUUUGCAUGUAGUGAUUUUAAUUGUAAUAAUGAACAACUUUUAUCUUGCUAGAGUAAUAAGAUCGAGUUUGUGUAGUGUGCAAUUAUGGCUUUUUAUCUGUUGUUCAAUAAGGUCCUUGUUAUUAAUAUUUUUAUAAUAAUGCAGACAGGGGCACCCAACGUCAAUUUUUGGAAAAUAUCUGUUUGGAGGAAGAUUUCAGAUCUAAAAUUUUCGGAACAUUUGUUGUAAAAUUUCUUGCUUGCCUGCCUCUCCUAGGAUUUUCGAACAUCUAAAAAAGGUAUAAUUGCCCAUUUUUAACGGAAUUUUACCCUAAAGGUCACCUAACAUUUUAGGGAGCCUUUUUUCUGGUUGUAACUUUUGAAAAGGUAAGUUUUGAUCCCUAUAAUUUUCGGAUCACUAGACUUUCAGCUAGGAAAUCCGAACAGAGGAAAAAUUUUUAGGGGAUAAAAAUAUGCCUAUGUCUACAGUUUAAAUACUAACAUACGUUCAACAAUUUAUGCUAUGUUUAAGUGGUUUUAAACUAUAUUCUGGUUGAGUGCCCCUUUUCAGAACCAUGAGAAAAUAACAAAUUGAGCCAUGAGGAUGAAAUUAAACCUGUCGGCUAAUACGGAUACAGUAUGCACAACGACUGAAUAAUGAUGAGAGUGCCCGUAAAGGCGGAUGGAAAUUCAUUUGGCAUUUUAUCUUCAUUAAAGGCAAAUGAGUUGAACAGAUACUAGCUGUACACAGUAAUUUUCAGGGAGUUGUAAUAACUCCUCUAGUGGGGCUAAUUUAACUCCUUACAGUGGAGUUAUUUUUUGGGAGUUAUUUUAACUCCAAAAAGGAGUUUAAAGAACUCUUUUUCAGGAGUAAAAAUGACCCCAGAUAUUGAGGAGUUAAAAUAACCCCAAAAAAGGAGUUAUCCUGUACCUAAAAUUUUUACUCCACUUUCAGAGUUUAAUUAAUUCCAAAAGGAGUAAAAACAACCCACGUAAGGAGUAAAAGUAACCCCAUUUCGGAAUUAUCUUAACUCCAGACUGGGAGUAAAAAGAACUCUUUUUCAGGAGUAAAAAUGACCCCAAAUUCGGAGUUAAAUUAGGAGUUAAAAUAACCCCAAAAAAGGGGUUAUCCUGUACCUAAAAUUUUUACUCCAUUUUUGGAGUUAUAAUAACUCCCUAAAAAUUACGGUGUAGUAAUUUAUUUAUUGACAGAUUGAAUGAAAUAGUUAUUUGAAAAUUCCUGUUGAAGUCCUUUAAAAACACCGAGUAGAACAUCAUUUCAGAAUAAUUUUUAGAUUCCGUCACAGCAAGCAAAGAAAUGCUGACAGUUUGUUUAUUACCUCUUAGGUAUUGGCAAAACCGUUUUUACACAGAAAGCUUCGUUCGACUGGUCUCAACACAGAUCUCCAGAAAGGUUAAGAGCGUUUGAUCUUUUCCUUCUGGUAAGAUUACGGGACGUUUGUGAUCUCCGAGAUGUUCCGUCCAUUUUGGCGGCUUCCAGAGCGCUGGCUAGUGAUGGCACAGUUACCAUGGACAACCUGUAUAACUACGUUCGCCGCCAUCAAGAAAAAGUCUUGCUUAUCUUGGACGGCUACGAUGAGUAUGUUUACACUGCUGGAAAGCAAUCGCCUGUCCUUGAAAUCUGGAAUAAAAGUCAGUUACGAGAUUGCUGUGUUGUAAUAACUUCAAGGGAAAUGAAUGCAGAGACUUUGACAAGUUCUAGUGAUGCUGUUUUCAAGAUAGACGGCUUCACGGAUCAGCGCCAAGAAGAUUUCGCUCGUAGAUUUUUAGAAGAUGAUGAAGAUGUUAAAAACUUUUUUGAAUACCUGAAGCAGCACAAGCUAAGGAAACUAGCACAAAUUCCUCUUCUUCUUUUAAUAAUGUGUCUACUCUGGAAGGAAAAACAUCGCAAAGCACUACCAAAGAAACGCGCAGAUAUCUUCACUCAGUUUGUAAAGACUUUGUUUCAUCACAUGCGUGAAAAACAGUCUGCCGAGUCGCUGUUUGUUGAAGAUUACUCAGAUGAAUUAUAUGCGUUAGGGCGCUCGGCCUUUGAAGCUCUCAUCAACGAUUGCCUGUAUAUCCCGAGAAGUGAAUUACCUAGCUACGAUCUGGUCGAGAGGCUGAUUGAAGUUGGCCUCUUUCAGGUUUUAAAUAUAUCAAGUUUAAAUCCUGAAAAAGGUGUGUAUUUCAUUCAUAAAUCCCUGCAAGAAUACCUUGCAGGAAGUUUCCUGAAAGAAGAGCUGAUAUUAUCUAAAAAGAAUGAAAGUACAAAUUCCCUGUUAAAGUUGGACUCGGUUGAAAAGAUUUUCAAAAUGAAUGAAGUAAUAAAAUUUGCUGGUGAGCUGUCAGAAGAAACCGCGCGAGAGAUUGUGAUUCACCUGAUGAAAAUGGCGGCGAACGAAGAAGGACUCACGAAGUACACCUUCGACAGCGAAACACCGUCACAGCUGGAUUUUUCAAAAGACCAAAGAAAUUUUCUAACACUCUCCACAGAGUUGUUUUUUUACUGUUCAGCUGAGACAAAAAGAAACCUCUUUGCUACAUUUCUUUCCUCUUUCAGAGGAGUUCUUUUAAUUGAAGCAGACCAGCUAAAUGAUCUUGUGAAAGAAAAGUUAGUUAAAACUACUGUAAACGUAAAUUACGUUUUUUUCCCUCAUAACGAAAAGUAUACAGAGCAAGACUAUAGAAACUUAACAAUUUUAUCUGAACAAUUAAAAGCUUUCAUUGCAACUUGUUCAGGAGAAAAGAAAGCAUCAGAAUUUUUAAGCAACUUAACAUGCCGUCGAGUUGAUGAAUUUUUCCUAAAGAAAGAAGAAAACAACACUCACCUGUAUUUUACACAAAUUUGUAAAAGUUAUUAUCGAGGCAUUUUAUGUCCUCUUGCUGAUAUAUUUAAGGCGUUAAUAAGUAAACAAGAGACAACAGAGAAGACAAACAUGAAUGGUAAUGAGUCAACUGAAGAGAGCAGCAGCAACUGUUGUUCAAAGCGUCAUGGUCUCUCCAGGGUUCGGUGGAUUUUAGCUUAUGAUGUGAACAGGUCAGAUGUGGAACAGCUGAUUGAGAUAAUGCCGUUUAUCACCGCUUCACACUGGAUAAGGGUUUGGGGUGAAGACGGUGAAGUGUACGAUGCUGAGUUAACAGAGUCUCUGCUGAGGAGGAUCCCAAUAACACACAAACUGCAGAACUUAUCACUCUAUCGUAUCAAUGUAACAUCAUCACCUGCUGUGGAGUUCAUCGACACUUUAUUUCAAAAAGCUCCAAACUUGGAGUCGCUCUUCAUGUCAUACAAUCCUCUUCUGGGUGCAGGAGUAGACAGCUUGAUUCAACAUCUCAGCUGCGCUCCUCACCUGAAGACACUGGACCUUGAUGGAGUAAAGAUGACUCCACAGCAGGUGAAAGAUCUGACAUCAGCUGUACAGAAGCACGGCAACAUCACUGAACUGUGGUCAUCCUACCAC